AUGACCUCUCGCGAUGGGUUCCAAUGGACUCCGGAAGAGGGACUUGCACAGGGAGUUCCCUCAAUCGGAGUGAUUUCCCCUCCCACCAACAUUACGUCGGGGGCCAAGCCGUGGGAUGUUAUUGUUGUCGGUGCCGGAUACUCUGGGCUGACAGCGACGCGUGACUUGUGUGUAGCAGGCCUUCGAGUUCUUCUUGUCGAAGCACGCGACCGCAUCGGUGGGCGAUCAUGGUCUUCGAACAUUGGAGGCUACCCAUUUGAGAUGGGAGGAACAUGGGUUCACUGGGGACAACCACAUGUGUGGCGAGAGAUCUCUAGAUACCAAAUGCGCACCGACAUGGAACCAUCAUUCGACUUUUCUCGGGGAGUCAAUCAUUUCCAACUGCGUACGAACGAGGGCACGAGCAUCAUGAGCCAUGAAGACGAGGAUACUUUGCUGGCAAAUGCACUGCAAAAGUUUGUCAACGUCGACGGUAGCCUCGGUCGAAAAAUUAUACCUUACGCACACGAUGCCUUCCAUGUGCCCGAGGCACGUCAAUACGAUAGUAUGUCCGCGAAGGAUCGAUUGAAUGUCAUUGCACUGUCCCUCACUCCGAACGAACGUGCUGCACUCGAGAGUUUCGUGUUGCUCUGUAGUUGCGGGACCUUGGAGACCACCAGCUUCUUCGAGUUCCUUCACUGGUGGGCGCUGUGCGGUUAUACCUACCAAGGAUGUAUGGAUUCUCUGAUUUCCUACAAGUUCAAGGGAGGCCAGUCUUCAUUUGCCAUCCGAUUCUUUAAAGAGGCACUGUCCACAGGCAGACUUUCUUAUGUCUUCAACAGCCCAGUUGGAGCCAUUAAGGAUGAGGGGGAUAAAGUCACGCUCACUACUCGUGAUGGUUGCCAAUACACGAGCGCUCGUCUCGUUUCCACUAUUCCGUUGAAUGUUCUGAACUCCAUCUCUUUCAAUCCUCCUCUGGACCCGCAACGCAUGGCUGCUGCCAACAAGGGGCACGUCAAUCAAUGUGUCAAAGUUCAUGCCGAGAUCUCUAACAAAGACAUGCGUUCAUGGACGGGAAUUUCAUAUCCCUUCAACAAACUCAUGUAUGCAAUCGGUGACGGGACUACCCCAGCCGGAAACACUCACAUCGUCUGCUUUGGUGGAUUCAAUAACCACAUCCAACCCGAGGAGGACAUUCAGGAGACCAGGAAGGCUGUUGAGAAUAUGGCGCCCGGAAACAUGGACAUUAAGCGACUAGUCUUCCAUAACUGGAGCAAGGACGAGUUUGCAAAGGGUGCUUGGUUCUUCUCUCCACCCGGGCUGCUGUCAACCUCACUCGAUGCACUGCGUAGACGUCAUGGAAAUGUUGUUUUCGCAAACUCGGACUGGGCUGUUGGUUGGCGUAGCUUUAUUGAUGGGGCCAUUGAAGAGGGCACACGUGCAGCAAUGACUGUAAAGGAGGAACUGCAAGCUAGCCCUGCUCCUCGGGUUCGGUUAUAG
Penicillium cataractarum is the source of this 1479-nucleotide messenger RNA. Its product is annotated as flavin monoamine oxidase family protein. Lineage: Eukaryota; Fungi; Ascomycota; Eurotiomycetes; Eurotiales; Aspergillaceae. The transcript is spliced from 4 exons. The coding region runs from base 1 to 1479 and encodes 492 amino acids. The record is from RefSeq and is a predicted model, not a curated record. Gene Ontology annotation, molecular function: oxidoreductase activity.